CCGGGACACACCCACCCGCCCGCCCUCCUCGCUUUCCUCCUUCCCUCCCCCUCGCGCUCCCUCUCUCCCGCCCUCCCGCCCUAGCUCCGCGCUCGCUCCUUCUCUCCGUCGCCUGCUCGCGCUUCCCGCGGCGCCCGGCCUCCCGCUCCGCCUCCCCGAGCGCGGCUCUCCCGGGCGCGGCUCCGGGGUUCAUGCUGACGAGGCGGCGGCCGCUUCAGCCCAGCGGCGGCGGCGACGGCGGGAGCUGGGGCGCGGGCCCCGGCUGCCUCUCUCGGAGCGCGGGGCCGGGCGGCGGCGAGCGCCCCACCGCGCCGCGCCCCUGCGCGCCCCCUACGCCGCGCCCCCGCGCGCCCCCCGCGCCUAGCUUGCGGGGGGCCGGGCCUGCGGGCGGCCGGCGCGGCGCGCACCCAUGGACGGUCCGGCCAUCAUCACCCAGGUGACCAACCCCAAGGAGGAUGAGGCCCGGUCGCCCGUCGCGGGCGAAAAAGCUUCCCAGCGCAACAUCAGCCUAAAGAAGCAGAGGGGUCGGAGCAUCCUUAGUUCUUUCUUCUGCUGCUUCCGAGACUACAAUGUGGAAGCCCCUCCGCCCAACAGCCCCAGUGUGCUUCCGCCACUGGUGGAGGAGAACGGUGGGCUUCAGAAGGGUGACCAGAGGCAGGUCAUUCCCGUACCAAGCCCACCAGCUAAAUACCUCCUUCCAGAGGUGACGGUGCUCGACUAUGGAAAGAAGUGUGUGGUCAUUGAUCUAGACGAAACCCUGGUGCACAGUUCGUUUAAGCCCAUUAGUAAUGCUGACUUCAUUGUUCCUGUUGAAAUCGACGGAACCAUACACCAGGUGUAUGUGCUGAAGCGACCUCACGUGGACGAGUUCCUCCAGAGGAUGGGGCAGCUCUUUGAGUGUGUGCUCUUUACUGCCAGCUUGGCCAAGUAUGCAGACCCUGUUGCCGACCUCCUGGACCGCUGGGGUGUGUUCCGGGCCCGACUCUUCAGAGAAUCCUGUGUGUUCCACCGUGGGAACUAUGUGAAGGACCUGAGUCGCCUGGGACGGGAGCUGAGCAAAGUGAUCAUCGUGGACAAUUCUCCUGCCUCCUACAUCUUCCAUCCUGAGAAUGCAGUACCCGUGCAGUCCUGGUUCGACGACAUGACAGACACGGAGCUGUUGGACCUCAUCCCGUUCUUCGAGGGCCUGAGCAGGGAAGACGAUGUCUACAGCAUGCUGCACAGACUCUGUAGCAGGUAGCCCUGGCCUUGGCCCAUCUGUGCCUGUGCACUCUGGAACCUUGGCUCAGGGGACCCGCCCGGCCUCGGCUCACUAAGUGCAGCCCGGGAAGACUCCGUGCUCCGGGCCACAGGGUGAAUGUCACCAUGCCUACCUGGUUUGUUUUGUUUUGUUUUUUUAAAGAACAGAAACAACUAUUUUAAAGGAAAAAAAAACUCUUUUAAUAGAUUUCAUAAACGGACUGCAUUUUACGAGAUUCGAUUUUCUUAAAAACAUACCAAAAAGAAAAAACAAAAAAAGAAGAAGAAGAAGAAGAAGAAGAAGAAGAAGAAAAGCAAAAAUUUUGAUAUCUCCCAACUUCCUUUCAACUGACCUCCCCUUCCAAGCAGACAAACCUGUCCUCUUGGUCACGGUUUGGAGCAGCUGACCCAACUCAGAAUCUCUUUCCUACAGGAUGAAGUGCCUUUUUGAAUGUUAUUUUAAGCUGAAAGUUAAUUUUUUUGUAUACAGCCUAUUUCCAAACAUCUUUUAGUCUUUUACGGUCUUAGAUACUUACUCUAAGAAGACGAACAGGACAAUUUUAUAGACCCCGGUAGCCUGUGUGUGGUGGGGUAAGGAUGUGGUCAGGGAGAGCCCGCCUCCCGACAUGAGUGACUGUGACUGUCAACCGUGGCAUGCAUGGGAUCUCGCUCCCCCUGACAGGACUUUUCUCCUGACUGUCCUUGUGUCGUUUCUGACCAGGCUGGAAUGUACCUGCCAAUGGCCCAAUGCUUUAUGACACAGCCAGUUCCUUUUACCAUGGUUUCUGAGGUUGUUAAAAAUGUGUCUUGAGGUUGCAUUUUUUCCCUUGGGAAGUGACAUUGUAUCGUCACAUGUGCUUUCCCAUGAAUCCACGUGUCUGUCCCUUGUUGUUCUGUUGUCAUUGGUUUGAGGAGAGCAGUUAGAGAAAGCCCUGAAGCCCUUGGAUCUAUCAAGUCCUUCCUUUCAGAAGCUGGGUGCACAUGGAGCUCGCUGAUCGGACUCCGCUGCUACUGCGCUCCUGACACCAAAUGGAACUGACCAGCGGCUGUCACACUGUUCCUUAGCCACUGUGCCUAUGCUUAGAAGACGCUCACCGCUCAGCUGCAGACUCAGACAGGGUCACAGACAGGUGUUCCACCCCAUCAAGCACGGCACCCUUCUUUGGCCCCCAGCCACCACCAAGAAUGCCGAAGGGCACAAAAGUUUGGGGACAAAAACAAAACUGAAGGGCCAAAGCACCGCUCAGGUGUGGCAUGGCAUUCACUUUACACUGCAGUCAACAUCAGAGCCUAAGCUGGAACGCGCCGGUCUCGCCUGAGAACCUGUGGCCUCAACCAGCCGCCACGCUGGUGCGGCUCAAGUCACCUCUCAGCCUCUUUGGAAGCACAGCCUCUUCGAGCCAAGGGUUGGAGAAGCCUGCCUUGAUGGGAGACUCAUCUCUCCAAACCAGGGAGAAGGGCUUCUCCCUGGAGCCUGGGGGUCUCUUCCCACCCGUUCCCAGUUUGGUGUUUAAUCUGUGUUACAUUGAUCCUCUGAAGAACGAACAGAGCCCUUUUGUGUUGGCACCAAUGCCUUAGUCCUCUGUGGGUUGGGCCUCAGCCAGAAUUCUGCUGGGAGUUGCUGGCGUUGACAAGAUUUAAAGUCAGGGGUCAAACUUUAAAAAAAAAAAAAUGUUAUUUUUCUUUCAUUCACAAAAUAAUGAAGCCAGCUACUAGGCCUGUCUUCCCACAGUGCUUGGUCUGGGGAACCACUGUGCAAUCAGAACAGAGAUACGUCAGUGUCGUUCAGAUCACCUGACUGAGUGUUCCGAACCCAGCAAGUCCCGUGCCAAUUAAAAUCGAGACUGCCCCUUUGCUAAGUAAUCAUUUCCACAGGUAACGACAGUUACGUGGCAGAUCCGCACACGCCAUCAACCCUCAUGGAAAACCAGUCAUUAACCGAUCCCGCUGCCUUAAGUGUCUUGGGUGUUUCAGAGUCUGCCGUGUAUUGACUUCCACACAGAACAAGGCCCGGAUGGAACCUCAGAUCUUUGCCUGUGCCUCUUUGUGUCGGUGUCACGGGGCCUUAUUUGAAAAGGGGGGCAGAAUAGACUGAGAUUCCAGAAUAUUUCAGGGGAAGCGAGCGUAGAAAUAUUGCUCUGCUUCAGACAGGUUCGAGGCCAAGCCUUGGCCUUACAGCCCCAGGGCUGUGUGUGCCCAUGCCCUCCGGGCAGAGCUUCCAGGUGGGAGCCCCGUCCUUGCCACCACAAACGUGGAAUGUCUUGGGUGGGUGACAGAGCUUCUGAGGGUUCUGAAAUCUGCACCUUAUCUGACCAACCUCCAAUAAUGCCAAUUUUUAUUUCCUUUUUUUUAAAAAACAAAUCUGCUUUAUGUACAUAAUUGAAAAAAAUCUAUAUUUUUAAUCAGUUACGUGUAAAUGAAGCAAUAGAACUCUAACAAGGCCAAGAAAGGAGACGAAUGUUCGAGGUUUAUUUUCUUAAGGUAAAUACGGGUAUUGCUUUUAAUUGUAAGUUUAUUAAAAUGUGGGCUUGAGAAAGUAUCAGCCAUUUCUCUGUGCCAUAUCCUUCCCACGUUACCAAAACACUCCAUCUCUUUAGCCAAAAGAAACCCCUGGCCUCUCAAUUCCCGUGGUCCUCUCAGCUCCGGGUUAGGACCCCUCUCUUAGACAAGUGCUUUCGAUGCGAGCGUCUAGGACAGGGUGGCUUGGGUUGGUGGACUCCAGCCUACACCUUUUGCUUGACCUCAAGUGGGGGCUUCCUGACCCCUGACCCCUGACCCCUGAGGAUGUUAAUGUUCUUGUCUUCCAUUUGUUCUGGAAUCCUCCAUGUCGGUCUGUGGUCCCCUGCACUAGCUGUUUGUAAACAAUACAUUUGUAUCUUAACCACACCACCUGUCACCAAUGGCAGUGGGUGGAGAUCCCUCUGACACGGUGCGACAUUGUGAGGUGACUUUGGGGACAUGAGGACGUCCACAUGACACUAAAUCAUCCCGGUCACAGCAUGUGAAGUUGGGGGUACGGAGAUGAAUCCUAAAAGUGUGUAGAGCCUGGCAGCAUUUUACAACCCUGUAUUUCAAAGAUGGCUUUCUAAUAAAAUCCAGAAACACACAGCCCUAUUGGUCAAACACUCGUGACGUUUGUGCCUCUGCUUCUCAUGGUGCUGUGCUGGACAGCUGGCAUGCCAGGGUUUGAGAAGAGCGGGUGGCCUACCGUGCUCGAGGUUCCCUGUGCAAACUUGCUGGCUGCCUCUGUUCCUAUUUUACUGUAAAUCUGACCAUGUCUAUCCCUGGAGUCGCCCUGAGGAAAGGUCCCCCCAGGGGUGGUGAUGUUGGUGUCUGGGGAGUUACAAUUUUCUGCUGGAUGUUUGAAUGUGCUGUCCCAGUGCCACUUGGGAAAUACCACAUGUUGGGAUGUGCACGAUGCUCGGGGCAAGUAUUGUCAAUCAGUGAUUUCCCUCCUGCCAAAAAUAAACUCGUCAAACUGCA
Messenger RNA from Mus caroli (Ryukyu mouse), 4722 nucleotides. RefSeq names its product CTD small phosphatase like (gene Ctdspl). Lineage: Eukaryota; Metazoa; Chordata; Mammalia; Rodentia; Muridae. The record is from RefSeq and is a predicted model, not a curated record. Gene Ontology annotation, molecular function: RNA polymerase II CTD heptapeptide repeat phosphatase activity.